Molecule: messenger RNA, 3857 nt
Organism: Brachypodium distachyon (stiff brome)
Lineage: Eukaryota; Viridiplantae; Streptophyta; Magnoliopsida; Poales; Poaceae
Product: probable receptor-like protein kinase At1g30570
Exons: 2
Coding region: 1042-3585 (847 amino acids)
Biological process (GO): protein autophosphorylation
Cellular component (GO): plasmodesma; plasma membrane
Molecular function (GO): ATP binding; transmembrane receptor protein tyrosine kinase activity
Source: RefSeq, a predicted model, not a curated record
GUUACAUCAUGGAGUAGAAGAUACACAAUGCUAGUUGGAGGUUCACAGAUGGAGGAUUUUGAGAUUUAGCUAAGCUCAUCCGUAACCGAAUUAGCCUCACGUACGGGUUACGGAUUAGCCUCACGUACGGUUGCAGUGUUGAAACCGGAUACUUGUGAACUGUACCCCGGAGUCAUAUGAUCAGCACAAUUUUCAUAGAUAGCAGCAAGCACUGUAUAAUUGGAUAAGAACUCCCACCGUUUGUCAUGGUAGUAUUGAAGACCUCCAGGUUAUCCGUAGCCGACCACACGGUUAACAUCCAUAUGAGUAAAAAUUACUGUGUGCCGCGGCCGUGCGCCAGCAAUGGCGUGAGUGUGUUGUGCAGUUUGCCGGAUGCUUCAACGAAAAAGUGGCUUUGAGCAAAGUACAGCACUACAACCAAAGAGUUCCAACGGAGCAUCUAGCGAAAAAGCACCGCAGAAUCCCAGUGGUAUAGAUGCAACCCAGCUAGCCUGAAGCCACAUCCAGCUAACAGCAACUUUUGGUCAGCUCAGUUUCAAACCCAGCGACAGCCUCAGUCACAAGCACAGCCCCCUACCCAAACACCUCAUGUGCGAGCCAAAUCCACACGAGAAUCGCAAUCCCAUCACCCCCUGAGAGCAGAUAUCUCUCAUUGUCCCUGUCUCCUCCUCAAUCCUCACCAAAGAUUAAUCAAUCAAUCGGUUGCAGGCCUGCACCUGAUUGCCGAACCAUUAUACUACUACUAUCAUCAGCAAUUGUUUAGCUUAGUAGACCUCUCUCUGAAGCUAGCCAUUUGUGCCAUGCUCCUGCUCUUUGGGGAUUUGGAGGCUUCUGCUUGCUUCUUCUGCCGGUGCUCUUGAGUCUUGGUCCUCUGGAGGAGGACGAACGGAGGAGAGAGCCUUCUAAUCGAGCAGGAACCAAGAACUCCUCAGGUUGCGAUUAAUCGGCCGAAAAAAGCUGGUUUUCUGAAUAAGGUUUAUCCGCCUGAAAUUGCGGCGGCGGCGGAGGCCACCGAGUAGGCGAGUAUAAUCCAGGGGAGAGAUGAAAUCUUCCACGAAUUUGCUGCUGAUCCUGGUGGUGUUCUUGGCCGCGGAGAAUGCGCGAGCGCAGCCUGGGCCUAUCCUGAUUAACUGCGGCUCGGAUUCCAGCUCGGCCGUCGUCGAUGGCAGGCGAUGGAUUGGGGAUUCUUCCCCUUCUAAGAACUUCACGCUCAGCUUCCCGGGAACCAUCGCCUUGGCGGCGGCGGCUCCAGGAGUGGAUGGAGAAGAGGAGCCGUAUGGGGAUCUGUACAAGACUGCCCGUGUCUUCAACUCAUCCUCGAGCUACAAUCUCGGCGUCGCCGCCGGGAGCUACUUCCUCCGUCUCCAUUUCAGCCAGCUGUUCGCCAAUCUCAGCGCCGAGGAGCCAAUCUUCGAUGUCGCGGCGAAUGGCCUGAAGCUGCUCUCCAGGUUCAGUGUCACUGGAGAGAUUUCUUGGAGGGAUUCUCAGAUAAACUCAACUAGCAAGGUCAUUGUGAAGGAGUACCUUCUCAAUUUUACUUCUGGUAAAUUGGGGAUUGAGUUCAGGCCUGAUGAAGGGUCCUUCGCCUUCGUUAAUGCCAUGGAGGUUGUGCCGGUGUCUGGCAGCUCAAUUUUUGAUUCCGUAAACAAGGUUGGUGGUUAUGGGUUGAAGGGCCCUUUCAGCCUCGCUGACGGUGGGAUUGAGACGAUGUAUAGGUUAUGUGUAGGAUGCAGCGAUAUAGCGAGGAAAGAGGAUCCGGGCUUGUGGAGGAAGUGGGAUUCAGAUGAGCAUUUCAUUUUCUCUCUGAAUGCAGCACAUACCAUCACCAAUUCUUCCAACAUAAGUUAUGCGUCGGCUGAUGAUUCCACAUUGGCACCUUUGAGGCUGUAUGAAACCGCAAAGGUGACGACGGAGAGUUCUGUCGUGGAGAAGAAAUUCAAUGUGUCUUGGAGCUUUAUUAUUGACCCUGGCUUCGACUACUUGGUCCGGCUGCAUUUCUGCGAGCUGGAGUAUGACAAGGCUGAGCAACGGAAGUUCAAGAUUUACAUAAACAACAAGACCGCUGCGGAGAGCUAUGAUGUGUUUGCAAGAGCUGGGGGAAAGAACAAGGCCUUUCAUGAGGACUUCCUUGAUGUUGCCUCGCCACAGAUGGACACUCUUUGGGUUCAGCUGGGUUCCGAGUCUUCAGCUGGUGCUGCGGCUACUGAUGCUCUUCUGAAUGGCAUGGAGAUAUUUAAGGUCAGCCGGGAAGGAAAUCUUGCUCAUCCAACUGUGAGGAUUGGAGGUAUCAGUGGUGGCACAAGGAAACCAAAGAGGAGCCCCAAGUGGGUGCUAAUUGGUGCUGCUACUGGUCUGAUAGUUUUUAUCGCAAUUGUUGGUGCUGUUUAUAUCUGUUUCUGUCUGCAACGGAAGAAGAGAAGUUCAGCUAACAAAACCAAGAACCCACCGGGUUGUCAGCCACUUGCGCUCCACGGUUCUGCGAACACUCGUUCCCCAUCUCUUCGCACAGCUGGAACAUUAGGGAGCAGCCAGCUGGGCAGGCGGUUCACCAUUGCAGAAAUCAGAACAGCCACCCAGAACUUCGAUGAGUCCUUGGUUAUUGGAGUUGGAGGUUUUGGGAAGGUCUACAAGGGUAAAAUGGAGAGUGGCACUCUGGUGGCAAUUAAGAGGGGGCACACGGAGUCUCAACAGGGUCAGGGUGUGAAGGAAUUUGAAACUGAGAUCGAGAUGCUCUCGAGACUGCGACACCGGCACCUCGUACCCUUAAUUGGCUAUUGUGACGAGCGAAACGAGAUGAUCUUAGUUUACGAGCACAUGGCAAACGGCACCUUGAGGAGCCAUCUCUAUGGAAGUGACCUUCCUGCUCUUACAUGGAAUCAAAGGCUUGAGAUAUGUAUCGGCGCAGCACGAGGGCUUCACUAUCUUCACACUGGACUCGACAGGGGUAUAAUUCACAGGGAUGUCAAGACUACCAACAUUUUGUUAAAUGGCAACCUGGUCGCAAAGAUGGCAGAUUUUGGCAUCUCAAAAGAUGGUCCAGCUUUAGAUCAUACUCAUGUUAGUACUGCUGUGAAAGGGAGUUUUGGUUACCUUGACCCGGAGUACUAUAGGAGGCAGCAGUUAACUCCAAGUUCAGAUGUGUACUCUUUUGGUGUUGUGCUGCUUGAAGUGCUAUGUGCUCGACCGGUCAUUAAUCCGACAUUGCCAAGAGAUCAGAUAAAUCUUGCUGAGUGGGCUCUCAACUGCCAAAGGCAGCAGUUACUUGAGACCAUAAUCGAUCCUCGUUUAGAUGGAAAUUACACAUUAGAGUCCAUGAAGACAUUCAGCAAGAUAGCAGAAAAAUGCCUUGCAGAUGAGGGAGUGAACCGGCCUUCGAUGGGCGAAGUCCUGUGGCACCUAGAGAGUGCUUUGCAGUUGCACCAAGGUCAUCUGCAUGCAGAUUGUGAUGAGGUUCUUUCAGGGCCUGAACUGACGCCCUCUGAUGCAUCUAUUACUGUGACGCACAUCAGAGAAGCUGAGGAGUCCACUCGUGCAGCUCGUGAUGCAAAUGAUGAAGUUGUUGAUGUCAAAAUUGAGGUGCCAUGAUACGGAAGGGGUGGUCGAACUAGGUGUUUCAAGCAACCGAAUAGGGUGAGUUUCUGAUUAACAACAUGCUUAGAUGCAUGUACUGUGGUAUUGUAACACCAUAUGUGGAUGUCCCCACAGCAUGUCUUUUUUUUUGGUGCAAUAGGAGGAAAAUAUUUGUUGUUGUUGCUUUUAAUUAUGUGCACAGAAUCCCCUGUGACAUCAAUUUGAUUGAUUCUUUGUAACACUCUGGAAUCGAAUGCUAAGAGAAAAUGAAUAAUACAAUUCUUUCA